UUUGGUGGCAUUGCCCGGGUACUCACAUAGCCUUGUUAGGCUCGGCUCGGCACACAGCGCAACCCAACCGAGCGUCUGGGAAGCCAAACUGACCGUGCAUCCAAACGGAGGCAGGCAGGCGGGGCUCGGAGCUGUGCGCAUCUCCAUGCGUGUUACCCCCCCCCCCCUCCUCUCUCUCUUCCUCUCUCCCUCUCUCUCCCACUCCCCUCCCUCUCUCUCUGUUCCUGCUUCAUCCGCUCAGCCGUUCAGGUGAACGCUGCUGCUGCUGCCGCUGCUGCCGCUGCUGCUGAUAAACGGAGCCUUCGCAAGAGAACCGAGCAUCGGGUGCGUGUGGGUUGUCGAGACACCGCGAGGCAACCUGAAGCAACGCAACCACGACCGCUGGAUUAAUGUAAACGAUAUAACAAGAGAAAAUAUUAUUUGGAAAACCAGCAGCGGCGAUAAUCAAGAACAACAACACACGACGUACCAGACACGCCAGCGAGGCAAGCCUUGGAAUCGCGUCCGAAUUAGCAUCGACAUUGUCUCCACCACAGCAACAGCAUCAUCGCCAGCAGCAGCAGCUGCAGAACGUCUCCUUCUCGUGUGCUAUCUCCAGCUCUGCACGAGUGGAGAUCACCAUCAUACGCGCCAAGAAUGAAAAGGAUAACGACGUACCCGGUGACUAUCUCACAAUGAUUGUAUUAUAAUUAUUAUUUUAAAGGCUGCGCUGCUAGGGACAUUUUUUUUCUCCCCUGAACACCGACUGGACGUUGCUGCUGCGGCGGUGGUGGUGGUGACACCAAAAGGCGGAUUCAGGUGGAAAUGAUCUCCGUCGACCGUUGUUGGGAGAGGUGAACAUUCCAUUUUCGUCACCGCAUUGAGAAGACUUCCCUUUCCACCAUCACAACCAGCAUCAGCAGCAGCAGCACCAUCACCACUCUUGAGAGAGCUGUGGGCGCGGGUGGGGGGAGGCAUAUCUUUUCAUCGCGAGUAACACUCCUUCCACCACCAAUAUCACGACAACCGCAAUCAUCACCACCACCACCACCACCUCCUCCUCCACCACCACCAUCAUCUCCUUCGCGGGCGUGAGGCUGCGCUCGCUCGGGCGCAGAGGAACGCUUCAUGCAUGAGUGGGGGACGCUUUGAUUUUGAUGACGGCGGCACUUACUGCGGUGGCUGGGAGGACGGCAAAGCUCACGGGCACGGAGUGUGCACGGGGCCGCGGGGCCAGGGAGAGUUCUCGGGCAACUGGAGCCAUGGCUUCGAGGUGGUCGGUGUCUACACGUGGCCGAGCGGCAACGCGUAUGAAGGUCACUGGGCGCAGGGCAAGAGGCAUGGUCUGGGCGUGGAGAACAAGGGGCGCUGGGUGUACGCGGGCGAGUGGACGCACGGAUUCAAGGGACGCUACGGGGGCAGGCACAGCAUGAGCAGCGGGGCGAGGUACGAGGGCACGUGGAGCAAUGGGCUGCAGGACGGGUACGGCACGGAGACCUACUCAGAUGGAGGCACCUUCCUGGGCCAGUGGAUCAACGGCAUACGGCAAGGCUACGGCGUGCGGCAAAGCGUGCCGUUCGGCAUGGCGGCGCCCGUGUGCUCCCCGCUGGGCACGUCGCUCACGUCGCUGCGAAGCGAGCACGCCAACGGCGCCGCGUUGCUCCUCAACAGCGACGGCACCCCGCUGCCCGGCUCUCCGCCUGCCUUCGGCGGAGACAAGGGCUCCCCUCUGCCCUCGCCCACCUCGCCCAUGUCGCCCAUCUCGCUCGGCGGCGUCGGCGGCCUCAUCCUGGGGCCCGGUCUCGCCACCCGCAUGGGGUUUGCGCUCAGCCUCAGGCCCGACCCGGACACGGAUCACAAGAAAGCUCGGGGCGGCUCCUUCCUGGGCGUGCUGGGCCUCCGCCGCUCGUCGUCACGCUCCAGCCUCGCGUCGCAGCAGAGCAAGCGCAGCUCGUUCCGCAGCGCCACCCCCGUGAGCGUGGGCAGCUCGGCCGCCAGCGACACGGCCUCCGAGGCGGCCGACCGGCGCUCGGACGUGGCGGGCGGCGGCGCCGACGAGGGCCCCGAGGAGGAGGCGGUUGACGCCACCGCCACCGAGGCCUUCGCCGGCGAGUGGAAGGGCGACCGGCGCAGCGGCUUCGGCGUGGCUGAGCGGUCCGACGGCCUCAAGUACGAGGGCGAGUGGCUUGACAACCGGCGCCACGGCUAUGGGCGAACCACGCUGCCCGACGGGCGCAAGCAGGAGGGCAAGUUUCGGCGCAACGCCCUGGCGCGGCCGGCUCGCAAGCGCACGCUCAUCCCGCUGCGGGCGAGGAAGAUGCGCGAGAAGGUGGAGCGCGCCGUGGAGGGCGCCCAGAGGGCGGCCGCCAUCGCCAAGCAGAAGGCCGACAUCGCCCUGUCCAGGACCCAGCAUGCGCGCGGGAAGAUGGAGGCGGCAGACGCAGCGGCACACGCAGCCCAGGAGGCUUCGAAACUGGCGCGGAUGAUCUCCAAGGAGCUCGCGCCCACGUUCCACCAGCCAGGACUGGAGUACCACAAGCAGCGGAUCAUGCGCGACGCCGCGGACAGCGACGACCACCUUCCGGCGCUGCCCGAGCACGCCGACGAGCGUCACGGCGGCGGCGGCGGCGGUGGCGGCAGUCACCACGACGAGCAGUCCAGCCCUCGCUUCUGCCGCCAAGACGUGACGGCCGACGGCACGCCGGUCCACACGCCCCCGCCCAGUCCCAGGUCGGCCGCUCGCGGCGUCGGCGGCAGCGGCGGCGGCGCCGGCAAGCGGCGGCUCGGCUCCGGCUGGAAGGAGGGCCGCAGCCACCACCUGACGGCGUACGAGUCGGCCACGCAGGGCCUCCAGCGGCGCGCCGGCGGCGCCGAAAUGUUCGCCGACUUCCACAGCUACCCCGUCGCCACGGUGACCGGACCGCUGCCCGACGACUUCGAGCAGGAGGAGGAGACGCCGUCGCCGGUGUCGCCGUUCGCGAUGCGGCGGACGCCGUCGCCCGUCCCGCCGCCCAUCGCCGCCAGCACCCCAAAGCAGGACGACGAGGACGAGGAGGAGGGCGCCAACGAGGUCGGGGUGGGCGCGCCGGACGAGGAGGGAGCGCGGGAGGACGGAGGAUCGCCCGCGGAGCAGGGAGCGGCGACGGCGAACGGAGCGCAGCGCCAGCUGCAGCGGCGGCAGCAGCAGCAGCAGCAGCAGCAGGCCGAGGUGGUGACCCCGGAUGGGUCUGUGGAGCCGGAGGUGGUGGUGGAGGAGGUGGUUGAGUACGUGCAGUCGGACCAGGGUCCCGCGCCGCUUGUGCCGCCCUGGCUUAUGAGUGUAGCCUCUGGGCUCAGCUCAGGACCCCUAGGUGGCCUGGGCAGGAUGGCAAGGCGCCUGCACAGAGGGGGGGCCUCAGAGCAGGCACCGGACGCGGUGCUCGUCGCGCUGGUGGGGCUGCUGGUUCUGGGCCUCGCCAUCCUCUUCGUUCACCUCCUCACGUGAGCUCCCCUCUUUGCCGACGAGGUGAGGGAAGCGGCGGUGAGGAGGGCGGCGCCGACGGCGGAGCUCGACACUCCGUGGGCGAUGGCACCUGCUGGGGAGGGUCGCCACCUCGAAUUUUGCCGCCUCGCCACCACCAUCACCAUCACCAAGUUCCCCCCCCCUGCCGCCUUCCCACAAUGCCCUCAUAUCCCACGAGCCGACUUGCCGUGGUUGGCGGCGCUGGGGGAACGAGGUGUGAACUUUGACCUCUGCGAUCACCGGUGCAACGGAGUGGAGUAACAAGCGUGGACUUUGUCGAGACAGCGAACAAAAAAGUGCUUUUGUCUUAUCACGUUGUUUGCUCUCUCGUUUAAUUUCUUUUCUGCGUGUGGUUGGGAAAAAAAGUUAAUUGGGCAUGGCGUGGGUGCUUGGGGGUGGUGUGGGAAAGCACAAAACUAAACAACAACAAAAAACGAAACGGUCUUUCCCGUUUAAAAAUCGUGGUAAUAUUUUUGCAGGAUGGAUAAAGAUGAAAAAAAAGAAAAAAAUUGAAAAAAUAAAUGUUGGUUGGUUGAAAGAAAAUUUGAAGAAAAAUGAAAAGUCGCGAGCAAAUCUGAUGUCUCAAAACAGCAUCGGCCAUUUCACACAUAGGUACAGUUUCCCAAGAGAGACGUUUUCUUCCAUUUUCUUACAACUUUCUGCAAAAGUCUAUUUUUUUGGAACGAAGAAGUUUAAAUAUAUAAACGAUUGCAAAUUGAUUUCGUAUCUACACCGCGUGGCAUUUCGGCAUGUGCAUUUAGUAUUUAUACAGUGUCCGUAGCCAAGGGAUUCUUAGCCGAUGUUGUUGUCGGAGCGUGCUCGGUGUUAUUAACGUAUUAUGCAUGAUGCAAGUGCCCUCCCGAAGCAACCAGCAAAGUUCACGCGUCGAUUUACAUGAAGUGCCAGUUGCGUGCACCCACGUGCAGUCACGGCUUCACGAGAGGUUGGCUCGAUGGAGCCGUGCGGGGUGAUUUGGGGGAGCAGAGGGGUGGCCGAGAGGUAGCGCCGGACGGAAAACGUUUUGGGCCAGGCGACACACGUCACGACAAACAGAGAUGCGUUCGUGCCUCGCGCGAACCUCUUAAUCCUCCCGAGGAGGAAAGUUUCCGAGCUAUCAGGCGUGUAACAAUUCACCAGCCCCCCCCCCCCCCCCCUGAACCCCUUACACCAACACCUACCACUAAUUCUGCUCCUCCAGUGAUCCGAUCAAUUGUCGCGAUGCAGGGUAGGCGAAUUGAUUGAACAAAUCAAUUAAUCAUUCUCCCCGUUCGUAUCGUCCCAACGUUUCGUGAUUUCACCGGCGUACUUUUAUUUUGUCGCGAUAGGCUAAAUAUACUACGCGUGCUACUUGCAUAAAUUUCACGCGGUCGAUUUGUUGACGCAUGUACCACGAGUGUGAGGAUCGACGUUGGCAAUCGACUGAUCGAUGCGUCGUUACGUGCCAGUGUCAAUUCACCUCCUCUGCAUGCCUGCAUUGGCCCCUGGCAACAAACGCCCACGGAGUGGUCGGCUCAGUUUUGAAUCCUUUCCGUGUUGUUUUGUUGGGUUGUUUUUUUAAUCCACGCUCAAAAAAACAACGGGAGAACAUUCGAGAGCAGAAUUAUUGGGAUUCUUAGGGCUUCUAGGUGGUUGUGGCGCAGAGUGCCAGGUACCCAAAUAGAGCAAUAAACAAAACAAUACGCAUUCUAAUGACACAGCAUCUGAACUUGUAACUUUACAUUCGUGUCAACGUGUAUUAUUUUAACGGUGCAUGUCUAUCCGUGUCCCUUGCUCGAUUCCAAUGUCUGAGUUUUUAUAUUUGAAGGGGCCCUUUCACACUGAAUCCUGAGACCAGGUGUUGCCAAUUGGACUUCACAAUUAAAAUCCAAAGUGCCUUCGUGGAUGUAGGCGCCACGGUGGCGAGAUGUUAAAUGCCUCGCCUGGUAUACAGGAGGUGUUGGACUCGAUCCUGACCCUGACGCCUGUAUAUUUGGAAUUUGCAUGUUCUUCCCGUGGUCGCGUGGACAUUACUCCCAGGUUCUCCGGUGAAUCCCUCCACAUUUAUAAUCAAUAUCACACGUUUAGAGUAUUUGGCUGCUAUAAAUUUCACAUGACAUCGUUUGUGGCCAGGUCGCUUCAGAAGAAGAGCUACACAGCAUCAGUCUGGCCUUACCUGAUAAAAAAUAAGUUGACCCCAUACCCCUAAUCCGGAGCCGCCGGAGGCUUCGUACUGAUCCUCCCGGACCCAGGCCAUCACGAGGCACAACCGCUGCUCUGCGACAGGGCACCAGGGGAACACGAGACAACGCCCGCGUCCUGCCGUGUCAAAUGUCACGGCCUCCACGCUAGUGAUGAACGUACCGCAAUGUGUGUCCAGAGUUGGAGGCAGUCAGCAGCUGCGAAGAGGAUUGUGGUCGGGGGGAGGGGGGGGAGACGAUGAUACGAGGCGAUUGGGCAGAGAGGUAAUGGGAGAUCGACAAGAUUGUUCUUAAGAAAGUGGCCAUUGGCAGUGGGGAGGAGGAAGGUCUUCAGUCUGGACUUGAAGAUGCAGUGGGAAUCGUCGACGGUGUAGUUGGCACAGCCAGGGAGAUGGAGUCACGGGGGCCACCAUCCUCUCUCUCUCUCUCUAGGCAGCGUUGUUCCAUGAGGUCGCGCGAUCUCUCAGGACCUGGAAAAACAAUGUUGCGUGGUUCUUGAUCGCAAAACGAGAGCCCCACCGGGUCUCAGGACUCUUUUUCAGGGUCUGGUAAUUUAUUUGUAUUUGUUAUUUUUUGUUUCAAUCGAAAGGUGCCAAUGAGAGACGUACAUCGCGGUUCGCAACACUAAUCUGGCAGCGGUGCGUGUGUCAGUACCGUAUUUGAAACCAAACAACAACAGAUCUCUUUGUCCGGGACUGUAAAACUAUAUCCAGCGCGUACAUUCCCGCAGCCACGCGUGGUGCAGGUGUGGGCUUUCUGGAUCGGGCUACCGUCUUGCGGGCAUCUUCAACGAUUCGUCUGCUGAAGUCGCCAGCAGCGGGCACGCGGCAUUAGCUUGAGAGGAGAUUAUGCUCGACGCGUGGCCUAACCCAGAAGGCUCGCACUUGGGUGAGCGUUUGGCUUUGCGAUGCCUACGGCCUCGCCGAGUGUUUCGAUGGCACUGCAGUUUGUUGCCUUUUGCAAUCGCGACCCCUGCCCUUCACGAUCGCCGACCUCGGUCUGGCUCUGUCAUCCCGAGGCACGGCCACUGGUCCCGAAACACCCGUAAGAAAGUGGCAGUCAAGCCGCAAGGUACGGACUCUUCUGGCCCUCGUCGGCCCGUUGGCAAAUUUGCUUUCAUCCCUCGGCAUUCGGUAUUGCUGACGGAUCGUUCGCACGUACGUACGCGCGUGGGUACGAGCGAGGCAUGUGUUUUGCUGGCGCCGCCCGCGCGUCGAGACUUUCGCCCCGCUAUGUCUGACCGCAACAAUCACGCGGUUUUGUCGGCGCGGCUGUGCCAUCCUCACCGGCUGCACGUGAAGAGCACGUUUGGGUUAACGGGACGCCGGGAACCGCAGCGUUUCGCCCGUUGCGCGAGCCAUCACCUUUUCGGCUUCGCGGCACGUCAGCGCGGAGAGAAUAGUGCCAAAUUACCGGUGUGCUGCAAGCUGUUUAACACCAAGGUAGCUUUACGGAUGGUCGAAUUUCGGGCGAUUCGCGUCGGGCGUUUAGUCGCACGACAAAUUGCAUGCUUAGUUCCGCGCCGCGCGGCCAAGAGGACGCGGCGGGUGGUGGUUUUUAAACCGGCGGCGCCCGUCGGCACGCCACUCUGUGGGCCCCGUGAGAAGACGAGGACGUCACGGUACUAACCCCACGUGCCACACGCUGCCCUCUAAAAGUGUCGCCGCGCGCUGGAAGUUGCGGUGGGGCGGGGGGGCGGCGGGGCGAUGUCUUGCGUUUGAACCGUGCGAAGUGCGAAUGAACCUGUGCUAAUUUUGGUAAUUGUCACCGGUGGUACAGACGCAACGUUCCGUAGGCGUUCCCCCCCCCCCCCUCCCUUAUUAAAACGAAGCGUUGCCGCACAUCCCGCCAAAAAAAAAUGUCACCUGCGCCGUGACGUCCGUUCAGGUCUGUACCGGUUUAUAUUUUUCACUGCAAGACGAAUUUUAUCGAAUGCUUGCAUCCGUGUUGCUUCUGCUUCGGUUAAUAUCGCACAGAUGCUCACGUGUUAAAUUUGAUAUAGAAACCUUUGCACCGUUAACGAGUUAAUGUUUGCUUAGGCAAGUUUUAUUAUUUAGUGUAUGCUCCAGAUUAUUCUUUUAAAUACUGUAUAUUGGUCAUAUUUUGACUGACUUCCUCUUAAUUGCGAGUAAUUAAGGUAGGGCACUACGUGAGCCGAGUAUUUGACCUAUUUUCCGAGCAUUGUUCGUGUAAGUUACAUUUUCGCUAAAUAAUUGAGCGGUUUCUGACAACGCCUCUGCCUGAACGCGUAAUUUUACAUCACGCUCCUUGCAAUUCGCUUAACUGUUGUAACAUUUUUUUUAUUUUCCACGUGUUUUUCACGUGGUAUUUCCAGACGGUCAUGUUAACGCUGGAUAAAAUGAACGAUUUUUUUCGUCCUGAAUUUAUGGAGUUGGAAACAGCAUGAAAUGUGUUUAAACAAGAGGAAACAUACAUUUUACAUGUACGGUUCACAGAACUAAUGAAGUAAAAAAACGCAUGGCCUCCUGUCAAUCUAUUUAAUAAUUUAUGUAAUUUAAAUAUGUACGGACAAAAUUAUUUAAUGCAUGCAUUAUAAAUAAUAACUAUAUUUGCACCCCCACUAACCCAAUUGGAUCGUGAUUUGAUGGUGUUGGAAAUAUCGUUGCAUUUUGUGCUUAAGUCAUGGAAACCCUGCGACUAACAAAAAAUAUUUCAGCUGAAUUAGUUUCUUUGUAAACGCUCACCUGAACCGCACGAUACUCUAUUAGAGAAGUGAGCGUCCCAACACGCAUGGAAUUUUCCCCGUAGUAGGAAUUCGAAUGUGGUCGAAAGCCGGUGACCAGGAUUAUUUUAGUAAUGCUACUUUUUGUUAAAUCAAAACUUAGUUUGGCAGUAGCGUAUAUUCUACUUUUAGAACAAAUGUUGUUAAAUGAAGGAAAUAUAUUUGAAAAAAAUCCUAAAGUUAUUUGCUUUUCUUUUAAUAUUUUUUUUAAGGAAAGCCCCUGCUAUUCUUGACAUGAUCAUACCCGAGGUGUAAUGCGCACCUGGGUUUCGGUCGUAUUUUACGAUUACAAUAUCUCUCGACUGUCACUUACAUUUUUCUCCAUCGUGACAUGCCUUAAAUAAUUUUCCCCGAAUCGCAAUGCUUACGCACACACCUCUGAGAUCGGUGCCAGCAGUACAGCUUCUGGAUGCAAUUACCAGCGAAACGUCGUACUCAAAUUGUAAAUGUUGUGGUUUCACGCUUCAACACACCGGUGGGCUCAAGCAGUGAACUAUUUGUCUUUUGUCAACGUGACACUUUUUUACUGAUUGGCCGUGUCGGGUGGUGGAGGGUUACGACACAUUUAUAAAUAACGCGAUCUAAACCCAAAAACGUUGAUUAUGAAUGAUUAUGAGUACAGCUUCUGCUUACGAUCCAGUUGGUCUACAUCGUCAUAAUCGUCGUCGUCAUGUCUCUCUCUCUCCAUUAACAUUUUGUCCAUUCCACGAUAACGGAACGACAAGCACGUCGUGGGUAAUAUCGGACAUCAGUAGCCGUGGACAUUUUCAGCGUCGCACCGUUCUGCUGUAUCAGCACUUUGAGACUUCACGAGACACGGCCAAAAGGCCACGCCAACGGUAACAUUUCCCUCUCGUCAAAACUUACGCGCCGCCCUGUGCUGUAUUGUCGCUGCCGAGGAAUUGAUCGUCUGCAUUAUCUUUUAUACGCCCGUUUGUGCAUGUCAAUUCGAUCCAGAUAAUAAUCAGUGACACGGACGAAUUUUCUAAUAUUACGAUUACAAUCACCGGUUUAUAAACAUUCAUAUUUAGUGCAGUUGUGCAUGGUUUGUUUAACACGUAGGGCUUUCGCGACCAAUAUUAUUCAUAAUCAAUGUUUUUGGGUUUAGAUCGCGUUAUUUAUAAAUGUGUCGUAACCCUCCACCACCCGACACGGCCAAUCAGUAAAAA
Lethenteron reissneri (Far Eastern brook lamprey) is the source of this 9570-nucleotide messenger RNA. RefSeq names its product junctophilin-2-like. NCBI's taxonomy places the organism in Eukaryota, Metazoa, Chordata, Hyperoartia, Petromyzontiformes, Petromyzontidae. Gene Ontology annotation, cellular component: junctional membrane complex; endoplasmic reticulum membrane; plasma membrane. The record is from RefSeq and is a predicted model, not a curated record.